AUGUCAAAAAGCGGUACAAAUUUGAUAAAAGAAGAUGAUGAAUUCGAUAUUCUCGAUUUUUGUCGACGACAUUUGAGAGCAAGAGCUUGGACGAAUGCCAGAAGUGUGAGUGACAUGGACCAUUGCUCAUUUUAUAUCUAGAAUAUACUAGAAAUAAGAUCGGACCGCCAUCAAAGCAAAUUUGGGCCGGUUCUGAAUUUAAAAAAAAAAUUCUGAAAAUUUUCAGCAAAGUUAUACAGCGAAAGAACUCAAAGAGCUCAUAAAACUAGUCAUCGAGCAACUAAAAAAAGACGAAACACUUGUGAAUUUAUCGCCUCCCUGUAUAAUUGUGGGCGAUAUUCAUGGACAAUAUCGAGAUUUGAUUCGAAUUCUCAACUUCAAAAAUACAAAAACCUUGGAGGAAACCAAAAAAGAUGGGAAAAAUAAGAGGAAGAAGAAGGAGGAAAUCGCAAAAAGUAUCGGAAUGUCAACUUGUCGAUAUAUGUUUUUGGGUGAUUUUGUGGAUCGUGGACCGAAUUCGGUUGAAUGUAUUUGUUUGGUUUUUUCGUUGAAAUGCAUUUUUCCGGAUCAAUAUAAGUUGUUGAGAGGAAAUCAUGAGACUAAGGAGACUAAUUUUGUAUAUGGAUUUAGGGUAAGUUAAGGAGGGGGGAUUCCACGUGGAUUUUUACAAAAAAGUUCACAAAGGAAAAAAUGACACGUGGAUUUUUUUGGAAAUUUUUUGAAAUGUAUUUUUUGACGGAGAUUUUACCAGUUUAGCUCAUAGAAAAAGUAAUGACGUGGCAAAAUUUUGUAAAAUUUUCCAGAACAUUCUAGCGUUUUGAGGAAAUUGAUUAAAAAAUUUUUUUAAAAAUUAAAUUUCAGAGAAAAAUUUGUGUUUCAAAAUUUCCCAGGAAUAAUUUGCUAAAAUGAGCAAAAGUUAUUUUUAACAUGAGCAAUGUUUCAAAAUUUUCUCAAUUUUUGAGAAACAUUUUUACUUUUAAAAUCUUGACCAAAAAAAAAGAAAAGUUAUGACGUGGCAAAGUCAAAAGUUCAAAAGUUCACAAAGGAAAAGAUGCCACGUGGAUUUUUUUUUAGAAUUCAGAAAAAUUUUGAGCUUCAAUUUUUCACAGCGAAAAACUUUGUGUUUCAAAAGAUGCCCAGAGUACUUUGCUAAAAUAAGCAAAAGUUAUUUUUAACAUGAGCAAUGUUUCAAAUUUUUCUCAAUUUUUGAGGAUUCCACGUGGAUUUUUUUCUGAAAACACUUUUACUUUUAAAAUUUUGACCAAAAAAAAACUAAGAAAAAAGCUAUGACGUGGCAAAAUCAAAAGUUCACAAAGGAAAAGAUGCCACGUAGAUUUUUCUAGAAAAAGUUUUGAAUUUUUCCAGGAAGAACUCGUCGAUAAAAUCGGUCAAAAAGACGGAAUCGAAGUUUGGAAUCGUUUCAACGAAGCGUUCGCAUGGAUGCCAUUAGCAGGACUUGUUGGCACAAAAAUUCUGUGCAUGCAUGGCGGUAUUUCACCGCAUCUCAAAUCAUUGGACGAUAUUCGGAAUGUAAGAACAUUUUUCACUCUGAGCCAAGUUCUGAGUUCUCAUAAAGGCCUAAAAUGGACCCUGAAAAUUCAUAUUUUUGAGCCAAUUUUUGAACUUUUGAGGGCUCAAAACUUGGCUCAGAGAAGCCCAAAAAAAUCCCCCAAAAAUUUGCAGAUCAAACGUCCACUUUCAAAACCUCUCGACAACACAUUGGCGUUCGAUUUAAUGUGGAGCGAUCCAUUAAUCGAUUUUUCGAUCGGAAAAAUGAAAGAAAACACUUGUGAAUCAUCGCUCUUCAUUCCGAAUGCUCAUCGAAGUUGUUCAGUUUCGUUCAGUGAAAAAGCGGUGCAAGAAUGUUGUAAAAAGCUGAACAUCAAUCUGAUUGUUCGAGCGCAUCAAGUGUUUGAUGUUGGUUUUCGAUUUUUUGCUGACAAAAAACUUAUCACUAUUUUUAGUGCUCCGAGAUAUCAAGGAAAUGUGCGUUUUUUUCCUUUUUUAAAAUUUAAAGAUUCUAGAAUUUGUCUGAAAAUUUGUCUGAAAAAAUAGUAACUUCCAAACUGCAAGAGUAUACUGUAGCCUUAUCAUUACUGUAACUCUCGAACUGCAAGGAUUACCGAAGCCUAGGACUAUUCCUAACUGCACAUGGUACGGUAACUCCAAGACUGCAAGGGAUACUGUACCUCAUAGAACCGCAAGGAUCACUGUAGACUAGGGUUAUUCCAGACUGCUUACUGUAACUUCCAGACUGCAAGGGAUACUGUAGUCUAAGGGUUGUUUUCCGGAUUGCAGAACUUAGCUUAAAGGUUAGAAUAUCGAGAACUGCAAGGACUACGGUAGCCUAGGGCUAUUCCGGACUGCAAAUAGUACGGUAACUUCCAGACUGCAAGGGAUAUUGUACCUCAUAGAACUGCAAGGAUUAGUGUAGCCUAGGGUUAUUCCAGACUACAAAUAGUACUGUAGCCUCAGGGUUACUGUAACUCCCGGACUGCAAGGGUUACUGUAUCCGCUGGGGUUUCUGAAACUUUCGAACUGCAAGAAUUACUGUAGCCUCAGGGGUACUGUAGCUUUUUUCAUUUCAGAACUUGCCUGAAAUUCACAGUUCAAUUAUUAUCUGUAUUCCUAGAAUUCCGCGAAAAUCAAAAACUUUCAAUCACAUUUCCUUCCAGAACAUGGCUUCUGUUCUGCGAGUUGCUGAAAAUGGUGGAAUCGCAAUUACAGUAUUCGCAGCUCGAAAAAAUGACAAAGAAGAGGCAAAUAAAGAUGACAAAGAUUAA
This is a messenger RNA of Caenorhabditis angaria, 2783 nucleotides long. The record is from the annotation of a GenBank genome assembly. NCBI's taxonomy places the organism in Eukaryota, Metazoa, Nematoda, Chromadorea, Rhabditida, Rhabditidae.